AUGUCAAAUACAUUGCCAAAUUCACUACUGAACUUACCGCAAGUUCACUUCGGAACUUUCCGCACACGAUGCCUAAUACACCACCGAAGAAGCCCAAAGGCAUCGGACCAACGAACCGAAACAGGUUCUCGAACAGGCUCUAACAAGCUUAGCUAUAUAUCUACUGGCGAAACUCUCGCUGUGUGUGAUGACUUUAAGGUUCUCUUCGAUGAUAAACUUAAACUUGAGAAUGCAAUCAGGAAAAUUAACAAAAUUAACAGUACUAUGAUUAAAAGCUUCUACAAAAAAAAAGCGAGAAAUCCAAAACCCGAAACCAUAGAAUUGAUUAAGCUGUGGGUGGUUAAUGAAAUGGGAGAGUAUUCGGAGAAUGAUGCAAAGCAUCUAAAUAGUUAG
Messenger RNA from Ambispora gerdemannii, 393 nucleotides. Lineage: Eukaryota; Fungi; Glomeromycota; Glomeromycetes; Archaeosporales; Ambisporaceae. The record is from the annotation of a GenBank genome assembly.